GUUGUGUUGCGAUGAAGAAUACCGGCUGAUCCGGCACCUGAUGGGGAAGUACGACGCAUCGGUCCGCCCGGUCGAGAACUCCUCACAUCCAUUACUGGUUACGUUCGGAGUUUCGCUACAUCAUAUAAUUGAUGUUGAGGAAAAAGAUCAGUUGCUGACAACGAAUUGUUGGAUCACACAAAUAUGGACAGACUAUCAUCUCAGGUGGAACACGAGUGAUUUCGAUGGUAUUGGAGUCAUCAGAAUACCCUACGAGAGGGUUUGGAGACCAGACAUCAUUUUGUAUAACAACGCUGAUCCGAACUACAGGUCGGCGGUGAUCAACACAAACGUGAUAGUAAAGCAUACAGGAGAGGUGACGUGGCUGAGCCACGGGAUAUACGUGUCUGUCUGUGACAUUAAUGUGGAGCAGUUUCCUUUUGACGUACAAUUGUGCACUAUGAAAUGGGCGUCAUGGACUUACGACGGAUUUCAGUUGGAUUUGAAGAAGCAGUUCGACGAAGGUGACACUACCAACUAUCAGACGAACGGUGAAUUCGACUUGGUCAGUUUUGAGGCGAUAAGACACAACCAGUAUUAUUCGUGUUGCGUUGAGCCUUAUCCCGACAUCACCUACGUCAUCAAGCUGAGAAGAAGACCGAUGUUCUACGUUUUUAAUCUGAUUCUUCCAUGUUUGCUCAUCAAUGGCAUUGCCUUGUUGGUAUUCUACGUUCCAUCAGAAUCGGGUGAAAAAGUGACGUUAGGAAUAAGUGCUCUCUUGUCUAUGACAGUAUUUCUAAUGACCAUCAGAGACACUUUACCACCAACAGAGAAAACACCGCUAAUAAGUCUGUACUAUGGAGUGAGCACAUGUUUAGUAUCGUUUUCAGCAUCACUAUCCGUGGUAACACUCAACAUAUCUUACAGAGGAGUGAGAGGGCAGCCGGUGCCGGCGGUGGUGCGCGACAUCGUGCUGCACCGGCUCGCGCGCCUGCUCUUCAUCAACUUCGACACCGACGCACCGAAGGGUGAAAGCGGGACGAUGGCGCCGAGCGGUGUGCAGGUGAACCCGCGCACCGGCUCACGUCUCAAGACGGAGGUGCGCUGCGACGGAGCACCUCUGGCACCUGCCUCCCCGAGGUUCGCGCGCCACAACCACAACCAUCUCGCUGGGUCUAAUGUUGCUGCAAGUGCAGUGGCGGGGAACGAACCCGUGCCCGCGACGACUUGCUCCCGCUGCGCGUGCUGCGGGUGCACGCUGCGCGAGGCGGCCGCACGCCACGAGCAGAGGGUUGCUGCCAACGAACGACUGGAACGGGCCAACUUGGAGUGGAAACAGGUGGCAGUUGUAGCUGACCGCGCUCUUCUAGCAGUAUUCGUGCUGGUCACCACUAUCGCAACGGCGGCCAUCUUGCUGCCCCAACUGAACAACCUUCACGUCGGAAACACACCCCUCAAACCACCCAUUUAGGAUCCAAGUCGACUGCAGUGUUUUCUUACCAACGAAUUGUAAUUGGAAUAUGAUUGUGACUCCACGAGCUCUACUUUAAGUCUAUUUUUAUUCUUACGCUUUCGUUUUGGUUAAUGGGAAGAGAGCCACGAGUACGAGUGCCAAAUUUUUAAGUUAAUAUUGUUAUGCUGGAGCCACACUAACUCGAGAAGAGAUGAAACGUAGCUACGAUGACAAUGCUGCCGUGGUUAUCGAGAGGACACUACGGACAGAAAAAGUGACUCUGCUCUAUUACAUGAUAAACUAGAUUAUAUUAUUGUUCUUACAGCUGUUUAUCAAACAAUAAAAUGCGUUUAUAAUGGUAAAUGUAUGAGACCUAGAUAGGAAGAAAGUUCGUUUAAUGAACAUUCCAAAUCAGUUAAAAAAAAUUGACUGCCUUUGACCUACUGCCCUAUCGAUUACCACAAUAGAAUGGCUUUCAUUGUGACGUCAGGAAUAUGAUUUUGAUAUAUCACAGUGUUUUUACACCGUUUUUAUUACGAUAAAGAAUGUUAGUGUGGUCCCGUCAUUAUAAUAUUUUGAAGCGUUUAAAGUAAAGGAAGGAUUUUUAAAUACUUCAAAGCAAUUGUUGGAUAUCAUGUAAUGCUUGCCAAUUAUAUGUUAGUCGUGAACAUAUGAACGAAUUUGUUACUGAGAUUAGACGAUUUUACAAGUAUGUAGUAGAUGUGUAGAUAUUGUUACUUUACAAUGGAUAAUAAAUGUGAAUACUAAAUAAGUAAUCUAUACUAUUAUAUAAAGCUGAAGAGUUUGUUUGUUUGUUUGAACGCGCUAAUCUCAGGAACU
Molecule: messenger RNA, 2272 nt
Organism: Manduca sexta (tobacco hornworm)
Lineage: Eukaryota; Metazoa; Arthropoda; Insecta; Lepidoptera; Sphingidae
Gene: nAChRa5
Product: neuronal acetylcholine receptor subunit alpha-3
Exons: 10
Coding region: 41-1450 (469 amino acids)
Biological process (GO): signal transduction; regulation of membrane potential; monoatomic ion transmembrane transport
Cellular component (GO): postsynaptic membrane; neuron projection; synapse
Molecular function (GO): transmembrane signaling receptor activity; acetylcholine-gated monoatomic cation-selective channel activity
Source: RefSeq, a predicted model, not a curated record